This is a messenger RNA of Spea bombifrons (plains spadefoot toad), 954 nucleotides long. RefSeq names its product olfactory receptor 13C8-like. The coding region runs from base 1 to 954 and encodes 317 amino acids. NCBI's taxonomy places the organism in Eukaryota, Metazoa, Chordata, Amphibia, Anura, Pelobatidae. Gene Ontology annotation, cellular component: membrane. Gene Ontology annotation, molecular function: G protein-coupled receptor activity; olfactory receptor activity. The record is from RefSeq and is a predicted model, not a curated record. The transcript has a single exon. Gene Ontology annotation, biological process: G protein-coupled receptor signaling pathway.
AUGGAAAACGACAACCAAACAUCGGUGACAGAAUUCAUUUUAACAGGACUCUUUUGGGACCAAAGAAAUCAAAUCCUGUUUUUUGUAUUGUUUUUAUCUGUGUAUCUGUUGACUGUUUUGGGGAAUAUUAUUCUAAUAUGUGCAGUUAUAUCCAGCUCUCGUAUGCACACACCCAUGUACUAUUUUCUAUGUAAUUUAUCCUGUCUGGAUUUAUUCUACUCAUCUACCAUUGUCCCUAAAAUGUUACAGGGCAUGUUAUCCACGGAAGGGGGGAGAAUUUCAAUAAUCGGGUGCAUGAUACAGAUGGGUAUAAGCCUCUAUCUUGGAGAAACAGAAUGUAUCCUGCUGGCGGUGAUGGCGUAUGACCGCUACAUAGCGAUAUGCUCCCCCUUGCAUUAUAGGGUUAUAAUGAAUUGGAACCUUUGUAAAAAUGUCACAGUUCUCAUGGGGUUGGGGAGUUUUCUACUUUCUACUCUUCCUAUAAUUGUGAAUCCUAUUAUUUUCUGCCAUAAAAAAAUAAUAAAUCAUUUUGUUUGUGAGAUCCUAGCGGUUCUAAAAGUGGCAUGCGGUGACCUUUCCAUUUAUGUAAGGAUGAUCUCUUCCAUAAGUGUUUUUACUUUAUUAGUACCUUUUGGAUUCAUUUUAGUGUCGUACAUUUGCAUAAUAACAACAAUAUUAAAGAUCCACUCUGUGGAAGGGAGGACUAAAGCCUUUUCCACUUGCGCUUCCCACCUGACUGUGGUAUUAAUGUUUUAUGGGACCAGCAUCUCCAUGUACAUGGGGCAAUCUCAAGGCAAUUCACAAAAUCUAAAGUACAUCACUGUUGUUUAUGGGACUGUGACCCCCAUGUUAAACCCUCUAAUUUACAGUUUGAGAAAUAGUGAUGUUAAAGAAAGGGUCCGGAAAUUAAUCACAAAAAUCUUUGAUAGACAAAAAAAACGUAAUUUCUUCUAA